Lytechinus pictus (painted urchin) is the source of this 5495-nucleotide messenger RNA. Its product is annotated as sodium/hydrogen exchanger 8-like. Gene Ontology annotation, cellular component: membrane. NCBI's taxonomy places the organism in Eukaryota, Metazoa, Echinodermata, Echinoidea, Temnopleuroida, Toxopneustidae. The record is from RefSeq and is a predicted model, not a curated record. Gene Ontology annotation, biological process: potassium ion transmembrane transport; regulation of intracellular pH; sodium ion transport. Bases 199 to 2100 code for a protein of 633 amino acids. The transcript has 15 exons. Gene Ontology annotation, molecular function: potassium:proton antiporter activity; sodium:proton antiporter activity.
AUUUUACGAGUCUCCUUUCAAACUUGGAUCAUAAGUGCCUACCGUUGUUAUAUUCGUCUAAUUACAUAAUGCAUGACUGAUCUGCUGCUGGCAUCGUCGAGACUCAAUCGUCAACAGGAGAUUACACAUCCUGGAGCCAAAAUUAUCCUAUUUGACAUAUAGUGUCUAACUAGGAACAUCUUUAACGUCGUUCUAACUAUGAAAAUGAAUCUGAAGAGAAGAAGGUGUGCAGAGCUGGGGCGUUUUGGUGCCAUCUUGUUGGCAGCGGUGUUUGCCGGAUGCAUGACCAUGAGCCACGCCGAAGCUUCGGGGCAAGAAGCAACCGGUCCAGCGCCCGAGACGGCACCAUCCCCAGGGAAGAUCACUCCUGGUGAACACCAAGAAGCUUCUAUUUCGUCUGGAUAUGAUGGUGGUGGCGAUGAUUUAAGGUCAAAUGAUACAAGUAGUUCAACCCAUGCACCAAGCACAACCAAAAAGAUUACAGAACCAUCUGACGAGCAGUUACCAGACAUUGGCUCUGCCGAGGAGGAGCAUUCUUCAAGUUUAGCUCUCUUUUUUAUCUUGGGUAUCAUAGGAGUGUGCAUCCUGUUAACUCAUCUCCUGAUUAAGCUCAAGUUCCACUAUCUCCCUGAGAGUGUUGCAGUGGUCUGCCUUGGUGUUCUAGUGGGUCUUAUUAUCCUUGCUCUAAAACACACCAAUCUCAGUAACCAUGAUUUCACGCAAGAUGAAAUCCUUGAUCCUACAACAUUCUUUCUCGUUCUACUUCCUCCAAUUAUAUUUGAAUCUGGAUAUUCCUUGCACAAGGGUAAUUUCUUCCAGAAUAUUGGUUCCAUCUUGGUGUUUGCGAUCUUCGGUACCAUCAUCUCCACUCUCAUCGUAGGAGGGGGUGUGUAUCUCCUCGGGCAGGCUAAGGUGGCCUACGAGUUGACUUUGGUAGAGAGUUUUGCGUUCGGUUCACUGAUCUCAGCCGUUGAUCCUGUCGCGACCCUCGCCAUUUUCUCAGCUCUUGACGUUCAUCCUUUACUGAACAUGUUGGUGUUUGGUGAGAGCAUCCUCAAUGAUGCCGUCUCAAUUGUACUUUCAAAUACUGUAAUAGCCCUAGACUCUCCUGCGAUGGCCGAUGUAUCAGCUCUCCAUGCCAUCGGUUAUGCAGUCGGAUCAUUCUGUAUCAUGUUCUUUGCUUCAUCUCUCCUUGGUAUUGCUAUUGGACUUAUCAGCGCUCUCAUAUUGAAGCAUGUUGAUCUGAGGAAGACGCCAUCACUUGAGUUUGGUAUCAUGCUCAUCUUUGCUUAUCUGCCAUACGCACUGGCUGAAGGCAUCAAACUCUCAGGCAUCAUGGCUAUCCUAUUUUGUGGUAUUGUGAUGUCACACUACACCCAUUACAACCUAUCACCCGUCACACAGAUCAACAUGCAGCACUCCUUCAGAACAAUGGCUUUCUUAGCAGAAACUUGUGUAUUCAUGUACCUAGGGUUGGCUAUUCCGAGCUUCAAUCAUAGAUUUGAACCAGCUUUAAUACUUUGGAGCAUAGUCCUUAUUCUGGUUGGGCGAGCCUUCAACACAUUUCCACUGUCUUUCAUCUGUAAUAAAUUUAGAGAACAUAAAAUCACCUUUAAAAUGCAGUUUGUUAUGUGGUUUAGUGGUUUAAGAGGGGCUAUUGCCUAUGCUCUGAGCAUGCACUUAGAGUUUGGCAAUGAUACAAGACAUGUUCUCGUCACCACUACUCUGGUCAUUGUCUUGUUCACAGUCUUAGGUUUGGGAGGAUCAACUCUCCCACUCUUAAAGUGUAUUGGAGCAGAAAGUAAAUCAAAGAAGGAAAUCUCACUCAGCAAAACAGAAGAGAUGGGCAGUGCAUUGGAUGCUGAGCACCUCUCUGAACUAACUGAAGAAGAAUAUGAAGUGAACUACAUAAGACCAGGUCUUAAAGGCUUUCUGAGAUGGGACACCAAGUACUUAACACCUUUCUUCACCAGAAGACUCACAAAUAAGGAAAUCACCGAUGGGCGUUACCAGAUGCGGCAGCUGGCCAACCGGUGGUACUCUGAGGUGCGUGGCCCCGCGUCGGAUACGGAAGAUGAAACAGAACUGCUCGGCAACUGAAGAAAUGAGAUGACAGAAGUUGGAGUGUGUGAAUAUCUUGAACAUGAAACGUUUCAAAGAGAUCAUAAGCUCAUGUGUGAAGAGGAAUUGCGUCAUCCAGGAAGGUCAAAGGUCGCAUCAAUGUUAUAGAUAACUCCACGAAGGCAUUCAGCCAAAUACCCUACAGAUGACUGGCUGGUUCAAAUGAUUGCAUUCCACAGUUACAGUGCAAGUGUAUAGAAAACUUGCUGCUAUGCCUGACAGAGCUCUGGACAGCUCUGUGGUGAUUAUUUAUCAACUAGUACAAGUUAUUUUAUUAUUUAUUCAUUUUACUAAGUUAUUUUUUGGUUGAAAACUGGCAAGAAUUACUCAUAGUAGUGAUGAAAGCUCUUGCAUUGAGAAGAAUUUUGGAGAUGCAGUACAGAGCAAAAUAAAACAAUGAACUUUGAUAGAACACUACGUCAAAUGACUGAGAAUUGAAAAUAGCCUAAAGCUCAAGGAGGGAAUGUCAAUUUUAUAAUAAAAAUAUCUAUCAGGAUCAUAAUAAUUCUUGAGUUGCAUAAGAGGCAGAUACAUGCACUUAUAAAUCUUGAAUGACUAUUAUUGAUCAUCAUGUGGGUUUUAAAAAGUUACAGGCAAUUAAACUCUUUAAAAGUGCGAAGUACACAUUUAUAAUUCCAUUAGUCUGUGUGUGCAACUUUUUUGAUAGACAGAGUAGUUUAAUUUGGAAAGUGGCACUGUGAGUUUUUCAUAGAUGUUAAUAGGGACUUUACGCACAGUGACACGGAAUGAAUACUGCAAAAUGCAAAAUUUUUCAAAACGGCAGUCUUGUCUCCGGACAAAUGUCAUUUGUCAUUUAUCUCUGGACAAAUGACAUAUUUGCAAUUUUUUGUCACUUCUGAAAUGUUGGACGAAACUACUGGAAUGAUUCCCUGACCCUCGACAAAGACUUCUGUGUUGUUUGACUUGCAAGGUUUUGUUGCAUUUAGAUGAUCAGGGCCCUGUUGCUUGAAUAUAUAUCACAUGUCCAUGCAAUAGUACAUUUUGGAUGGUACAUUUUGGAUGGUAGGCAUGUUGCACAUUUGAGCUCCCAUAGGCUCUUGCACUAUUAGCUGAGUGGACCUUCCUCGAGUACUCUCUUUUAUCCGUCUUGAUUUCAUUUGCGAGUGUGUGAUCGCUUUCAUUUCCAUAAACUCUUUUCUGUGAUUGUUUUACUUUAAUAGGUAUUUAUGGUGCAUACAAUCUGAAAAAAAUGUAUUCAUAGAAUUCAAGUUUUUUAAAAGAUAAAGAGUGAGAAUACUUAUAAAUGCGGUGCAAUGCAGUUUCCUUUGCUAUUAUGUGAAGUCUGUACUAUACAUUACAUUUUCAGUUGUGUAACAUUUCUAUAAUAUAUGCAUAUUUGAUGCGUUGUUUUGUUGUCAUUUAAGAAAAUAUAUUUGUUUGCAGGGUAUGAGAAGUAUAUUAAUAUAAUAAUAUAAUAUAACAAUAGCAGGGCCCGCUGGGAGAACAGUUUUCGGAACUGAAGCGGCUUCCCUGGGUAAAUAUACCUGUAUUAUUAUUAUUAUUAUUAUUAUUAUUAUUAUUAUAUGCAGUAGUAAAGUCGUACUAAGAUUAAGAGUACUUUUCCAAUUAUUUCUUAUGAUUUUUUUUCCUAGUUUGAUGGUUCAUCUGAUAUUUUCUGUUAUUGUAAUUAUAUGAUUUAGAAUGAUGCUGAACUAUUAAAAGCAUCAUGAAGAUUUAAAUGAAGAGCUCUUUCUUGAAAUUAAUGCAUUCAUGGUAACUCAUACGUUAUCUUGGGGUCUGUAAAACAAAACAAAAUUGGGCAAUAGAUAAUAGAGUUGAAUUGAACAUAUGCUUGCAUGGCCGUACACAGCGGGGAGGGAGGAUGCAACAUGGGCAGUUGCCCCCCCCCCUCCCCCCCAAAAUUAUGGAAACCUACAUUUUUUAUUGUAAAAAACUGCUCAUGAAAUCCUUCAAUUUCACUUUAGAAAAUGCAAAAGUGCCCCAUAGGGCCCAUAGGGGAAACAGUUAGUCCACGCUUCUGAACAGUCUCUGUUUCACUUUAUUCAUCAAUAUUAACAAUGAUGAAAAUAGUAUUUAUAUCAUAAUUCGGCAAUGACAUGUAAAAAUAAAAUAGUUUUUCACUUUUUUAGAUUUUAUGAUAGAGUGUUAAAAGCUCUUUCUGGUGAUCACAAAAUCACUGUACCUUUGUACAAAAAAGAUGAUUAUGAAAGGGCAAAUUGCUGCCAAAUGUCUAUUUUGGCUAAAGGAAGGGCAAUAUGGGGUGUGCCCUUAUUCCACUCAGAAAACCUCAUGAAUAUAUAUAUACCAUAGAAAAGGCAAUUUAAACUGGUAUUUUUUUUGCAAUCAAUAUUGUCAUAGUGCCCUUUUACUUCCCAAACGACAAUAUGAUGCCAUCUAUCGAGAAUUAAUGUCCGAGGUGCACAAUAUUAUGAUUUCCAAAGCUUUAGCUUAAGUUGGUGAAUAGGUUGUCUCCAGGCACUCGAUGAAAAGUCAUCUCACUUCACCUAGGUUAAAUGUAAUGAUACAUGUAUUUAGAACACCAACCAAAAUGGAUUCACCAAUUAUUGUAUUAUUACUCUUUGAAGGACUGUCUUGAUUAUUAUUAGUAUUUAUGAGAUUUUGAAUGAUUGCUGCAGUAAAAUUAAUUUCUUUUAUCUUUUUUAGAUAAAUUGUGUUUUUAAAUUUUUUUUCUUCAUAAGAAGGGGAUAAUUCAUAAUAAUAUUUAUUUUUGAGUUUAUGGUAUUAAGAGUUAUUUUGGGAAUGUAAAGUACUAUAUUGCUUCUACUUAUAUUUUUUGUCACGUUUUACUCAUUCUUUAUUAUUUCAUAUUUGUCAGGAAAGUCCAACUAUGUGUCCAAUUUGAAGAUUUUCUAUGUCCUGUUAUUGCAUGAAACUGAUGUUUAUAAUUAUUGUUAAAGCAAAGAAGGUACAAGUAAUUACCGGUUAAAGGGGGUACAUGUAUCUCACUGGACCUGCAACUAGUUUACGACUCCAGAUUUGGCUAGUUGCAGCAAGAUAUCUUCAAAAUAUAAAGAAAAUAUCAACUAGAACAAAGUAUUGAAUAUUAAAGAAAAGUAUUUUUAAUCUUAGAUUCAGAUUACGGUGCGCUGACAGUGGGGCCCCCUUUAAAGUGGCUCAGUAUGUGAAAAAUCUGAGUUUUAUUAGUUCAUGCAAGUAUGUUUCUCUAUAAUUUUAUACUAGUCAACCCUGGUGCUUCUCCUUACCCACCCACCGAUUGCCACUCAUGGAUUUCAUUUAAUACCACCCGUUCUUUGCCACACCUCUUCCUCUUUUUUUUUCUUUUUUCCUUUUUUUUUGCAGAUGAGUUAAAUGGAAUAUCAUGCUCAAGAAUAAAAACAAAAAUGUACUGCAAUAUAUAACCUCAUUGAAAU